This is a messenger RNA of Spizellomyces punctatus DAOM BR117, 1503 nucleotides long. RefSeq lists its product as uncharacterized. Gene Ontology annotation, molecular function: phosphatidylcholine binding; choline-phosphate cytidylyltransferase activity. Gene Ontology annotation, biological process: CDP-choline pathway. NCBI's taxonomy places the organism in Eukaryota, Fungi, Chytridiomycota, Chytridiomycetes, Spizellomycetales, Spizellomycetaceae. Gene Ontology annotation, cellular component: nuclear envelope. The record is from RefSeq and is a predicted model, not a curated record. The transcript has 4 exons. Bases 40 to 1272 code for a protein of 410 amino acids.
CUAGGUUCCAAAGCUCCAGGCCACGCAACGAAAGCGACAAUGACACCUCCGAAGCGGAAACGAGUCGCCUCCUCAGAACCCAACACAGUGUCCCCAUCUCGGCUAUAUCCAUCCUUGGACACCCCGGAGGGAGUAGAUGACAAGGAUGUGAACAGUUCACCAAUUGGUGAAACAGACAUAGAAAGACCGACGAAAUCACGGAGGAAGAGCGAUGCAGUCAAGCAUGUACCUAGCGUCAUGGCCGUGGAUACCAAAAUGGAUCGGGACGGAUCGACGCCUGAUGAUGACAGCUCGUCCUUAGGGUCGGGCGCCGAACUUGCUUUGCAUAUGGUAGACGCGAGCCGGGUAGGCGAAAGCGGAUUGCCUGCGAACUUGCAACCACCGCCGACAGAUAGACCUGUGAGGAUAUACUGCGAUGGAAUUUGGGACCUUUUUCACUUUGGGCAUGCCAAGGCGCUUGAGCAGGCAAAGAAAGUUUUUCCAAACGUGGAGUUGCUCGUUGGAGUCUGUAACGAUCAAGUCACUCACUCCAAGAAGGGCAAAACAGUGAUGCGGGACACAGAACGCUAUGAGUCCCUGCGUCACUGCAAAUGGGUUGAUGAAGUUGUUCCAGAUGCGCCGUGGGUCAUUGAUCAGGAGUUCCUUGACAAGCAUAGAAUCGACUAUGUUGCGCACGACGAUAUACCCUACAAAAGCGGCGACCAUGAUGAUGUAUACGCAUUUGUCAAAAAAGCAGGGCGAUUUAUACCCACGAGAAGGACAGAGGGAGUCAGUACAAGUGAUCUCAUCACACGUAUCGUAAGGGAUUACGACGCAUAUGUGCGACGCAAUUUGGAGAGAGGAGUCAGUCCCAAGGAAUUGAAUAUCUCUUUCUUUAAAGAAAAGGAAAUCCGAAUGAAAUCUCGGAUAGGAACUAUCAAGCAGUCCCUUCAAUCACGCCUGCAGCAAGGGGAAAGCAGUAUUCGCCGUAACUGGGAGGACACCAAGAACGACUUACCUCACAAAUGGAAGAAUACACUCGAAUACUGGGAGGAUAUGAGCUCGGAGCUAGUCCGGGGAUUCAUCGGACUUUUUGGACAAGAAGGCCUGCCCCGACUCCUCUUCGGACGCAGGAAUCGAAGCCGAGGAGGAACUCCCACAUCUUCGCCGUCAGAAUCUCCCAAAAGGCGGUGGCUUUUUGGAUCUCCGGCAUCAUCAACGGAGGACGAGGAUGAGAAUGAAGAAGUGGAUGAGGAUGAAGAAGGAAACAGCAACGGUAGUGUGACGGCCUAAACAGCGGAAGUAUCGCAGUUGACGACUGUGGGAACUGAAGAAUGGACGAAAGAGCAUUAAACUGAUAAGGCUACCGACGCCACGAAGUCCUAAUAUAUUUAUUUGUUGGUCGCUUUCGUGCGCACUCAACGCGGCAAAAUGUCGCGGCAAUGUCGAUUAAUAGCAAAAUACUAUGGCCUGUGACUCUGUAAACAUCCUAUCUCUAUGAAAUACGACCUCUUCUUAGUCAAA